Messenger RNA from Nematolebias whitei (Rio pearlfish), 1098 nucleotides. RefSeq names its product otolith matrix protein. Gene Ontology annotation, cellular component: early endosome; recycling endosome; plasma membrane. Gene Ontology annotation, biological process: iron ion transport. Bases 24 to 1058 code for a protein of 344 amino acids. The transcript is spliced from 8 exons. NCBI's taxonomy places the organism in Eukaryota, Metazoa, Chordata, Actinopteri, Cyprinodontiformes, Rivulidae. The record is from RefSeq and is a predicted model, not a curated record.
GAGCUGGUGUCCAAGCAGAAGACAUGGAGAGAAGACUGCACGCAGCGUUCCUGUUGUUUCUGCCUCUGCUGAGCGUCAGCUGCGUCUCCAACCAAAAAACCACAGUCUCCUGGUGCGUUCAGUCAGAUGCCGAGGAGCAGAAGUGUUUGGAUUUAGCAGGAAAUGCCACAGCCAGGAAGGUUAAAGGAACCCUGGUGUGCGUCCGCGGCCUCAACACUCGAGACUGCAUGAAUAAAAUCAAGAAUGGGACAGCCGACGCAGCGUCCAUGUUGGCUGAUGACGUGUACGCAGCAGGUUUCUGCCACGGCCUGGAGCUCGCAGCAGGAGAGUCCCACAACGGAGUAGAUGGCAUCAGCUACUACGUGGUGGCGAUGGCCCGUCGCUCUUCUUCGGACUUGUCCCUGCUGGAGAUGCACGAGCGCAGCUCCUGUCACCCCGGCAUACGGACCACCGUGGGCUGGACCGUCCCCAUCGGCUACCUGGUCAACACGUCCCAAGUCAGUGUAGGGGAGCAGUGCAACUUCCCCAAAGCGGUGGGGAACUUCUUUGGUUACAGCUGCGUGCCCGGUGUGAAGGACCCCCAGCACGACCCCAAAGGCAACAACCCAAAGAACCUGUGUGAGGCCUGCAUAGGAGACGAGAACGACCGACACAUCUGUGCCAACAACCUCAGGGAGAGACACUACGGAGAGGCGGGGGCACUGAGGUGUGUGGCUGAAAACCUCGGUGACGUUGCUUUUGUCAAACACACAACGGUCUUCAAUAACUUGGAUGGUCACACACAAUCUCAUAGACAUAUGGACGUACAGAACACGCCAAUGCACGCUCUUUCUUGCCCUCAUGCCCUAAAUGCUGUGACACCCUCUCUCCUGCAGAAUGCGUUUGGCAACAGCACAGAGGGCUUCAGCCUGUUCAGCUCAGCAGGCUAUGGCCAAUCCGAUCUGCUCUUCAGCGAUGCCACCUACCUCCUGCAGAGAGUUCUGGGUAGUUACACAUCCUGGCUGGGCCCCACCUACACCACCAUGCUGCAGGCCUUCGAGUGCGAGGGCUUCUGCUGAUGGAAGAGGGGGAGAGAUCCAGCGCACCAACUUCCACCCC